Closterium sp. NIES-67 is the source of this 1568-nucleotide messenger RNA. The record is from the annotation of a GenBank genome assembly. Lineage: Eukaryota; Viridiplantae; Streptophyta; Zygnematophyceae; Desmidiales; Closteriaceae.
UCCUCGCGUGCCUCGUCCUCCUACCUUUUACUGCUCCUCGCGUCUCCCUGCUCCCAGCGUCAGCCCAUCGAUCGGGCUUUUCCAAGAGAAUCUCCCGCCAUGGCGACAGGCCCACUGAAGCGCCUCUGCAGGUCUCGCCUGCGCGAUCUGCUCGUCGCGAGCAGCUCUCGUCAACGUCGCACAGUCGCGUCGUCAUGCGAUCCCAUCCACCUCGUCGCCAGCACCUCCCACCGCACAUUCGCCGCUCACGAUCAGGUAGACGCUUCCACUCUCCACGCAUGCACUCACUCCGCCGGUCACGCGCACUCCGCCGGUCACGCGCACCUCCGCCAGUCACGGUCACAGGUUUCUCGGCGGAUAUUUGCAACCCGCCGCCCUUCCGCGCGACCGCAGCCAGCCCGCUUCACCUCCACAGUCGCUGCGUGCUUCGCGCGCAGCGUCGGCGCGCUUUGAGUCGGCUCAGAGGCCCGGGCCCGCCGCGCCACGAUCAGCGGCAGGGAGGGACGCAGCAUCGCGAGCAGCAGCAGUGCGCUGCCCGCACUCAGCUGCCGCCGAGCGGCGGCACUUGGACGUGCUGCCGCGCACCCCUUCGCCCGCGCGCCGGGCAACUCGCUUCAGCAGCGGUGGCACCAGCAGCAGCAGCGCAAGGAAUCCGCGGCCACCACUCCGCUGCCGCCGAGCGGUGCCGCCACGACGAGCAUCGCUCGGCAGACAACGGAGCGACGACGGCGACGGGGACGGCCGGUGCGUCCGAUUUUGCGACCACUGCCACGUCAGCAGCUGAUGGCGACGCGGGCGCUCCACGUGGCUCAUGGCGGCGCCCACGUCAGUGAUGCCUCCUCGUGCUGGCUGUGCUCCGCUGAUCGCGGUGGUGAUGGCGGCGUGGGGGGGGAUGCUGGCGACGCAGGGAGGGGCGUGGACGCAGGGAGGGGCGUGGACGCAGGGAGGGACGUGGCGCCCUCGGGUGCGAGCAACGACAGCUCCGCCAGCAAGGAAGGCAGUCCGCUGACGUGGCGGUUCUUCUGCGGGACAUGUGGCGCGCUGCAACCGGUCGACAAGAGUGUGGACCUGUUUGAGCUGUUCGGCCUCCGUCGUGCGUUCGCCAUCGACCUGCCGCUACUGGAGCAGCGCUACAAGCAGCUGCAGAAGAUGCUGCACCCGGACCUGCACGGGGCCAAGUCCGAGGAGGAGCAGCUGCUAUCAGCAGAGCAGGCAGCGUUUGUCAUCGAUGCCUACUACACGCUGCUCAGACCCCUCUCUCGAGCCAAGUACCUGCUCCGCGCCAGUGGCAUCACCUCAGCGGAGCUGAGUGGCGACAGCCCGGGGAGGGACAGCAGCUGCUAAUGGAGGUGAUGGAGCUGAGGGAGACGAUAGAGGAGGCGGAGAGCAGGGAAGAGCUGCAGGCACUGCAGACACAGCACUUUCACUGUGAAGUCAGGUGACGUUUCAAAAUGGCAUUUUCAGAUAAGUAUGGCUGCCACCUGCAAAGUCUGGUCUUCGUAUUUUCCGACCAGUCAGGCCCAUUUUGGGAGGCUGACUUUUUUUGUCAAACCAGUCCGAACCAGCCA